UCUUAUCUCAAUUUGUCAAAGUAAUGAUACUGUCGUUAAUAGCAUUUUAGACUAUACCACAUAUUGUUAAGGUUUAAGUUAUUAUUUAUUUCUUAUUUGCAAGAAAUUUGAAUAAUAGAGACUUAACCUAAGAGUUUUAAGAUAUUAUUAAGCAAUAAGAAUGUUUAAAUAUCAUUAAAAUUGAUGAAGAUCAUUGUUUUCAUAGUGUGCCACAUUAGGAUAUUUUGUCAAUUAUUGUCAGUACUUAUAAUGUCUCUGUAAAAGUAAGAGUAAACAUAAAUAAAAUGUGGCAUAAAAUAAUAGAACAUCUAAACGAUCCGUUGCUUGUGGUUAAAGUUCAGAAUUUCUUCGGUGUUAUAUACAAAAGAAGUUGCCAAAAUGAGGCGACGAGUAUAAUACAUUCCGAUAGACACGACCGUGAAGAGGAGUGUGAUGUCAGACAGCACAAGAGAAUCCCCAGUGACAUAUCUGGCAGUUCCCAGUGUUCUUCCACAACCGACUCAUCUGAGGGCCCAGAGGAGUUGGAGUGUCACAUCAACAAUAAGUUCUGGUACUAUCUGUUCGUGAUCGGAACAUCUCUGGGAGAUGAAAUUUUCUAUGCAACUUUUAUACCAUUUUGGUUCUGGAAUGUCGAUGGUGCUGUGGGAAGGAGAGUGGUGCUCGUGUGGACCGUGGUAAUGUACAUAGGUCAGGGUAUCAAGGACGUGGUUCGCUGGCCGCGGCCCGGUCACCCCGUCAGGAAGCUGCAGCAGAAGUGGGCGAUCGAGUACGGCAUGCCAUCCACACACGCCAUGGUGGGCGUCUCCAUACCGUUCUCUGUUCUGUUGUUCACCAUGAACAGGUACCAGUACCCCGUGCACUGGGGACUGAUCCUGGCGGUCUGUUGGUGCACCCUCAUAUGUGUCAGCAGAGUAUAUCUUGGGAUGCAUAGCGUUCUGGAUAUAGCGGCAGGUCUGUUGCUGGCGAGUCUCCUGCUGCUGCCUCUCGUGCCGCUGGUAGACGCGCUGGACGCCUGGCUGCUGGAGUCCCCCUGGUCGCCGUUGUCGGUGCUCGCCGUCUCGGUGCUGGCUGUGGUCUUCCAUCCACAGUCCGACAAGUGGACGCCCACCAGAGGCGAUACGACGAUGAUAGUGAGCGUGUGCGCGGGCCUGCUGUUGGGCGCGUGGGUGAACUUCCAGUGCGGGCACAUGUCCCCCAGCCCCACCCCGGCGCCCUACACCAUCAUCUGGCCGUCCGUGGACAUGCUGGGCUGCGCGCUGCUCCGGACCACGCUCGGCUUGUGCGGCGUGCUCGCCACUCGCGCCGUCGCCAAGAGCUUCUCGUACGCCUUGAUCUGCGCGAUCCUCGGCAAGGACAAGAACGAGUUGAGGAACUCCGCCGACAGUCUCGACAACAAAAACAAGAUCUUCGUGGAGUGCUGCUACAAGUACUUCACGUACGGCCUCAUAGGGUUCAACACCACGUACGUGUUCCCGAACGUGUUCGAGCUGCUGUUCAUCAACAGACCCACCUACUACACCGAGAUCUGACCGGUGGGGGGCGGCGGCUCGGCCUCUAGUGCCUUAACAUAGAACUCUCUGAUGUCCUCGGAGGGGAGUGGACGGUCGUAGACGAGCUCCACCCGCUUCAGAUACUUUUGAGGCUCAAAUUUAGUUAAUAAGUGUAUCCAUUCUGUGGUGUCUCGCCGAUAAGGACCAGUUACGUCAAUUAAUUAAAUACAUAACCAAAAACAUUGUGAUACGUCGAUAUGUCAGCGGUCGGGGGUCAGGGGUCAGCUGUAUGAUGACGAGAAAAAAAAGAUUGGUGUAUUCAACUAGAUCCUGAAGAACGGCCGACUUUAAAGUAUACGAAUAAUUAUACUUUACAGUAUAAUCGUAGUAUUUUUGUUAAAAAAUUAGCUAGAGGUGAAUUUCGAUAGUCGAAAUGUAAAGCCGAUGGUUAAAAAGAACUAAUUUAAGACAGAAAUAUAUACAGCUCUCCAUUCACAAGUCACAGGAUUUGUCACUGUCGAGUGGAGGUAUGAAGGAACAAUUAGAACCUGGCCCAUUAAGUUUGUAAAUAGAUUAACGCUAACUGUAAUGCUAUGUUUGUGGCGAACUCGCGCGACUGAAAAUAUUCCGUUAUUUUUAUAUUUCAUGAUAUAUUCAAAUAAAAUAAAAUAAAAUAUCACCUUACAAAUUCAUUCA
This is a messenger RNA of Danaus plexippus (monarch butterfly), 2186 nucleotides long. RefSeq names its product sphingosine-1-phosphate phosphatase 2-like. Gene Ontology annotation, cellular component: endoplasmic reticulum membrane. Gene Ontology annotation, biological process: sphingosine metabolic process; phospholipid dephosphorylation. The record is from RefSeq and is a predicted model, not a curated record. Lineage: Eukaryota; Metazoa; Arthropoda; Insecta; Lepidoptera; Nymphalidae. Gene Ontology annotation, molecular function: sphingosine-1-phosphate phosphatase activity. The transcript has 5 exons. The coding region runs from base 285 to 1529 and encodes 414 amino acids.